AGCGAUCGAUAGAAAUAUUUUAUUUUGCGCAAUUUUUGUCUCAAAAACAGUCAAAAAUGGCUUCUUUCGAGAACAUGUUAAAAUCUGAAAAAUCCAGCUUAAAAAUGGUUCAAGGAGUGGACUUAGUUCUCAUUGACGUCGCUUUUCUCACGUACAACGCAAAACGCGACUUGCACAAUCCCCUCGUGAAGCUCGACAGCACGUGCGUCGCGGGCGCCUACGAACUCAAGAAGCACAAGGAGAUGAAACGCAAGCAAAAAUACGAGAUGGGCCUCGACGCUUACAAACAUUACAAAUGGUACAACUCCUGCCUGAAGCUGGAAUGUCUGAAAUCGGAUCAAGGUCCUGCCAGCGCGAACAGCAAACUAAAAAUCCUUCAUUGGCACAUCGAAAGCGGCAAUAUCGAGGCAUUCCGGAUGCAAGGCGUGACUUACAAAGCAGUUUCCAUCAUUAUUUCGCCGAAUGUUGAGUAUUGGUAUUGCGCGAAUCAAGGUCCGAACGGGUUAAGUACCUUUGGAAGUCGCGCUCGAGGAACUUCGUUCACGGAAAUGACCUUGAACUCGAAGAAAAAUGCAAAUUCUGCCGAAAUUUGGUUCGAACCGUUGAUCAGCGAGACUUGCUGCAACGAAAAUUGCAAGAAAAAUAAUUGUCAAUGCAAAAAAGAGACGAUCCCGUUGCCAGCGAUCAAAAGUAAAACGACUUACAUCAAAAAUAAACUCGAAAAAGAGAAUCAAGUGAGCUCGGAGGAAGCGUCGUCGGUGAUGAAAGCGAUCGAAUUGCUGAACCAAAAGAAAAAUAUCCUGAGAAAAGGCGUCAAUGGCAUCCCAAAAGUGCAAAACAGCAGGCGAGAUGUCCUCAAACCCAUUUGCGAGGACAGAAAUUCAUGAAUUCUUACACAAUUCGGAAAUGCAUUUAAAUAAAUUCUAAGAAAAAAUAAAAAAAAAAUAAUUUUAAACAAAAAAAAAAAAAAUUAAAAAAAAAAUUUACAUAAAAAAAAAUAAAAGAAAAAAAACAGGUGAGUUGGCAAACAUUCCUACAGGUGCGAAAAAUAUUUU
Culicoides brevitarsis is the source of this 1055-nucleotide messenger RNA. RefSeq lists its product as uncharacterized. The transcript has 2 exons. The coding region runs from base 57 to 887 and encodes 276 amino acids. NCBI's taxonomy places the organism in Eukaryota, Metazoa, Arthropoda, Insecta, Diptera, Ceratopogonidae. The record is from RefSeq and is a predicted model, not a curated record.